GAGCCACAUACUCAAGUCUCGCGAGCUGCUGAGAAGGACGAAGGAAGGGAGAAAAUGUUCCCUUGCGGGCCUGGCAGUCCUUCGAUCCCGGUACCUUGGGCUGCGGCCCUGCUCCUCGCUCUGGGCGUGGAAAGGGCUCUGGCGAUACCCGAGAUAUGCAUCCAGUGUCCAGGGAGUGUGCAAAAUUUGUCAAAAGUGGCCCUUUAUUGUAAGCAGACACCAGAGCUAAUGUUGCACGCCCGCUGCUGCCUGAAUCAGAAGGGCACCAUUCUGGGGCUGGAUCUCCAAAACUGUUCUCUGAAGGACCUAGGUCUAAAUUUUCCUCAGGCACAUACUGCUAUCAUCAUAGACCUGCAAGCAAACCCCCUCAAGCAUGACUUGUCUGACAGCUUCCAUGGCUUCACCCAGCUCCAGACUCUGAUACUGCCACAAGAUGUCAACUGUCCUGGAGGUAUAAAUGCCUGGAAUACUGUCACCUUGUAUACAAACAACCAAACCUGCCUGGGGCAAAGGAACCUUUGUAAUAGCACUAGGGAUGCAGAAAUAUGUCCUGAGAAUGGAUCUUGUGUGCCUGAUGGUCCAGGUCUCUUGCUGUGUGUUUGUGCCGAUGGCUUCCAUGGCUACAAGUGUAUGCGCCAGGGCUCGUUCCCGCUGCUUAUGUUCUUCGGGAUUCUGGGAUCCGCCACAUUAUCCAUAUCCAUCUUGCUUUGGGGGACCCAACGCCGAAAAGCCAAGGCUUCGUGAACCAAAUAGGUCUUCCUACUGACCUAAAUAUCCUGAUCUAUCUUAGCUCAGCCAGGGAUAUUUGAUUCCUAGGCGGAUUGGACAGCGGGUCGUCCUCAAGGCUGAGGCCGCCAUUGGAAGAUGGAAAAUUGCACAAUGCCGAGCGUCACUCCAGUCCAGAAAAGGACUAGUACCAGUUCCCAUUUGUGCUGUUAACUAUAAUAAACUUUUUUUUUUUUUUUCUUUUA
Pteropus alecto (black flying fox) is the source of this 971-nucleotide messenger RNA. It is a transcript of the gene ATRAID, whose product is annotated as all-trans retinoic acid induced differentiation factor. The coding region runs from base 55 to 744 and encodes 229 amino acids. Gene Ontology annotation, cellular component: intracellular membrane-bounded organelle. Gene Ontology annotation, biological process: positive regulation of osteoblast differentiation. The record is from RefSeq and is a predicted model, not a curated record. The transcript is spliced from 7 exons. Lineage: Eukaryota; Metazoa; Chordata; Mammalia; Chiroptera; Pteropodidae.